UCGAACUAGCUUCGGCAGGAUUGUACAUUGAGCAGGGCUCCAAUUGUUGAGUCGCUGUGCCAAUCGCCCGUCAUAAGUGUCUGGGGAAGAAAGCAGGAGGUGCUCGAGAGUGACACACCGCGAGAUCGAACGUUGAAUUUAUUGCAUUGGUGGAGUGUAGCGGAGGCGAGUGUAGGGCGAGAUAAGUAAGAGAAAGUGGUAGCGUAAGGGUUGUCGUUUGCACUAACGCCGUGUCCUGGGGAGAUGCGGGGAGAUGCAUUAGCAGAGUGGAAGCUCCAGCGACAUAAGUGAGGAAAUAAUAGGUGACACACAGAGAGACACUUUGGCGAUUGUGAUCGACUGGCGUAGGAGCGGCAAAGCAUCAAUAACCUUCUGUUCUUGCCAUAGGGCAACCAAUGCAUGUGCAAGUGCACCGGUAAGGAUCGGUACGAAACGGUCGCAAGUCGCGAAAAGGGAGCAGUAGAAAGCGCGAGGAAUUAAAAGAGUCGAGGUAGGGCGAGGAAGGAAGAGAUAGAGGGAGAGAGGGAGAGAGAGAGAGAGAGUAGGAGUGAAGAGGGGAAAGGAAGGAAGGCAUUUGCGGCGGGUCACAUCCCUGGAAGUAGCGCGGAACCACACGAGCGUGUGGUACAGUUCUCGAUGGUGUCACAGGACCGUUGGGCGGAAGCAAUGUCCGACUCCGGGUACGAUUCGCGCACGGACGGCAACGGUGCGUCCAGCUCGUGCAACAACUCGCUCAACCCGCGGACACCGCCGAACUGCGCCCGUUGCCGCAACCACGGUCUGAAGAUUGGGCUGAAGGGUCACAAGCGCUACUGCAAGUACCGCACCUGCCACUGCGAGAAGUGCUGCCUGACCGCCGAGCGACAGCGUGUGAUGGCGUUGCAGACCGCACUGCGGCGUGCCCAGACGCAGGACGAGCAGCGGGCGUUGAACGAGGGCGAGGUACCACCCGAGCCGGUAGCUAACAUUCACAUACCAAAGCUGUCAGAGCUGAAAGACCUGAAGCAUAAUAUGAUUCAUAAUUCUCAGACGAGAUCGUUUGAUUGCGACUCCUCCACCGGAUCGAUGGCGUCCGCACCGGGGACCUCCAGCGUGCCCCUGACGAUACACCGACGGUCGCCGGGAGUGCCGCACCAUGUCGCCGAACCGCAGCAUCUUGGAGCUACUCAUUCGUGUGUUUCACCAGAACCUGUUAAUCUCCUACCUGACGAUGAGCUAGUGAAGCGGGCCCAGUGGCUGCUGGAGAAGCUCGGUUACCCCUGGGAGAUGAUGCCCCUGAUGUACGUCAUACUGAAGAGCGCCGAUGGCGAUGUACAAAAAGCACACCAGCGGAUCGACGAAGGUAAACGAACGAUCAAGACGUACGAGGCGCUGGUCAAGUCUUCGCUGGAUCCCAACAGCGAUCGGCUGACGGAGGACGACGAGGACGAGAACAUAUCGGUGACCCGCACCAACUCCACCAUCCGGUCACGGUCCAGCUCGCUGUCGCGGUCGCGAUCGUGUUCGCGCCAGGCCGAGACGCCGCGGGCCGACGAUCGGGCCCUGAACCUAGACACCAAAUUCAAACCAUCCACCAGCAGCAGUAGCACCGGCUGUGAUCGUGACGACGGCGACUGCAUCGCGUUCGAUGACAGUGCGUCCGUGGUGCGGGGCCACGGGCCACGGCCAACCACCGGCAGCGGUGGCCGGUCACGCACCCAUCACAAACGGUACACCCAGCCGGUGGACAGUGGCAGCGCGCCGGACCGAUCGCCCGUGCCCGAGGAGGAUCCCACCACCGUCUACGACAGUCUCGUGGAGGCGGCGAGCAAAAAGGCGCGCUCGUUCAGUCCGGCCCGGGAACCGGAAGAUCUGCACACCUCGCACAAAUCGCCGGAGCGGGACGAGAGCCACCAGAGCCAACCGUACGAAGCGUACCUGGAGUCGGUGCGGCGGAGUAAAAAGUCCUUCGCGCUCAAGGACGCAGGGGUGGAACCGGCCGAGGAGUGCUACGAGAAGGAGAAGGAACAGCGCAUUCCUUACCCGGUGCCCAAGAGCACCUUCGAGCGGUUCGAUCUGCUGAAGAAGCCGAACGGACUCGGGCUGCCGAUGUACAAGUACAGCGGGCUCGAGACGAACAACUUCGCGCUACCGCUGCUGCUGCCCGGGCUGGAGGCGGUCAAUCGGACGCUCUACUCGACGCACUUCCCGACCUCGCUUCUGCCGUCCAGCCUGUAUCCGUCCGUCAGCAGCGAGUCCACGACCGUGCCGAUGUUCCACACGCACUUUCUAGGGUAUCAGCCGCCGUUGCAGUUGCCCCACGUUGAUCACUUCUAUCGGAAGGAGCAGCAGCAACAGCAGCAGCAACAGCAGCAGCAACAGCAGCAGGCAUUGACCGAACCAAAGGAACCACAGACGUCCUCGUCGUCGCCCAGCAACAACCGCUUAACGCCACCGAAGGGUGCAUUUUUCUACGCGAGUGCGGUAGAGAAUUCGCUCUCUGCUCAGCAGGCUUCAAUUGCUACCAUCCACUAAGAUUGUGCCGCUUUUCCCAAGGUGCAAGAGUGCUGCCAACCGCUGUUCGAUAAGAUCGAACGGAUUGGAGCCUCACAAGCAAAUCAUUCGUAAGCCCAUAGAUGCUACCUAGUCCUGGCUGUUACUGGUACCGCUGUUCGUGCUCCAGUUCCGUUCCUUAGCGUUGCAUGAGACGAGAACUCUCGCCCUCCGAAAAAAAAAACCACAAACCAAGCCGACCGUUCGGGGCCACCGAGACACAGACACGGGAAUGGGAGGAAAAAUCAACCCCCGAAACGAAGCGGCACCCGUAAGUUGUGUUGUUUAAAUUAAAUCUUCACCAACACCACCACCACCACCACCGUUUAAGCAAUGGGAAUGGACGUGUGCUGUGGCUAGCAGCAAGAAGCAGAUUAUUGAUAUUUUUCGAUCGUGCAACGAAGGUCUACACUGUGAUACAAAAUGUUGUGUACAGGAUAAAUAAUAGAACUUUUGUGUUUUGAAGCAAAAAACAAUGAGGAACCACCCACAAGAAAAACACACACACACAAAUAAGAAGAUUAAUGUAAAAAAAAUAGCGAAGAGAUGAUUGUGAAUGGUUUCGUUUAUGGGUGCAUGUGCAGUAUGCAUGUGGCCACAUGUAAGAGAUGUAGAAUUAUUACUGUCUAUAAAGAAAAACUUAAAGAGAAAAAAAAACCGCAAAGCAAGAGCGAAAAGGAUAAGCUAAAACCAAACCUUCAUAUAACGAAUUGCGCCCUGUUGUUUUUUGUUCUGUUUGCUUUGUGUCAUUUUUUCACUCUGACGUCCACCAAAUUUCCCACCCAAAAUUCGAAACCGACAACUAACAGUAUAGUGUAGCGAAGUAUUGUUUUUUCCGAUAGAAUUGUCCUCGGCACACAACACAGCAGUUUGCGCAACAAAAAUGCAAAGAAAAAUCUCACAAAACGAAACUCAUCAUCGGCAGAAUGCGAAAACAAAAAAACAACAAACAAAAAUCUACAGCGCCCAGCAGUGGCCGCAAAAUGAUUAGUUACUUGUUACUACCUUUCUUUACCGUUUAAUAGCGAAUAGAAAAAUGGGAACUGUAGGGCGAACCGAUCCGUUCAUCUCCCAUGGAAGAUGAAGAUGGUUUUUUUGUGCCGUGAACGCGAAGGAAGAGAACAAAAUGGCUAGUAAUGAAUCGAAUUGUGAUACGCGCGCGUGUACGGCAGCAUAUUGUUCAAUGUUAGCUUAAUAGUUUGUUGGUCAUGAUCAUGAUGGGGACGAUCAUGAAGGUAUUCGGCACACCGCUGGAGAUAGAGUUUUCCAUCUGUUUUUCUUUUGCGUUUGUUUGUUUGAGAAAGGAAUUGUGUGUCCUUUGUCUACUAGAUUCAAGCUGAUGCUGCUUUGAUUUCGAUUAAUUUCCUUUUUUACUCGUAAGCGCGCGCGCACACUCGCACCCACCCCAAACACACACACACACACGCCUCGGCACACGAUCGUACAACGUUUUUUUACGGAAGAAGUUUUAAACUGUGCUAAGUUUGAUUGGUUAUAGAGUUACGUUUUAUUGUGCUAAGUUUAGCGUUUAGGAAUGUGUUUAUCGUCGUUAUGUUUCAUGCGACACGAGCCGCCACACGAAAGUCAGUCGAAGCAUAGCCACCAAAAACGGAUGCUACAGUCGAAUUUAAACAUUAAAACAAGCGGGCGGGAGAAAACAAACACAAACACACAUACAUAAUUGCAUGUAAGGAAAGGCAAAACGUGCCGGCGCACACGAAAUGGAUGCAAGUGUACAGAUGAGAAGAUGAGUUGAAAGGUGUAAUGUUCCAUUAAAAAAAAAAAAAACACGCAAAAAA
Anopheles moucheti is the source of this 4331-nucleotide messenger RNA. RefSeq lists its product as uncharacterized. Gene Ontology annotation, molecular function: DNA-binding transcription factor activity, RNA polymerase II-specific; RNA polymerase II cis-regulatory region sequence-specific DNA binding. Gene Ontology annotation, cellular component: nucleus. The record is from RefSeq and is a predicted model, not a curated record. NCBI's taxonomy places the organism in Eukaryota, Metazoa, Arthropoda, Insecta, Diptera, Culicidae. The transcript is spliced from 5 exons. Bases 637 to 2514 code for a protein of 625 amino acids. Gene Ontology annotation, biological process: sex differentiation; regulation of transcription by RNA polymerase II.